CGAGUCCACGCUGAAGGAGCAAGAUGGCGGCUGUAAGGUUGUUGUUGGCAGGAGCCUUGACUUUGAUCCUUUUUGUAGGCCUUUCCCAGGCUAAAAAGAAAGGCAUUUCAAAAGAGGUGAUGUUAGAGUCUAAAGUCAAGCAAUUGAUGGAGUGGAAUCAUAGAAAGUCUGUGAUAAGACUGAAUGGAGAGAAGUACAGGACAUACCUUAGAGCUUCACCGAGGAAUUACUCUGUAAUCUUGAUGCUUACUGCUCUUGCAGCCAAUAGACAAUGUACAAUCUGUAGGGAGGCUAACAAUGAGUAUCUAAUAUUAGCCAACUCUUGGAGAUAUUCUCAACAAUAUUCCAAUAAAUUGUUCUUUGCUAUGGUGGAUUUUGAUGAGGGACCUGAUGUGUUCAAUGCUUUGAGAUUGAAUUCAGCUCCAGUUUUCAUGCAUUUCCCACCAAAAGGCAAGCCAAAGAAGGCAGAUUCAUAUGAUAUGCAAAGAAUGGGAUUUUCAGCUGAACAAAUUGCUCGUUGGGUCUCAGAAAGAACAGAUGUUCAUGUUCGUGUGUUCAGGCCACCAAACUACAUGGGUGCUAUUGCACUGGGUCUCUUAGUCAUACUCAUUGGUGGAUUGCUUUACAUUCGCCGAAAGAAUCUUGAAUUCUUGUACAACAAGACAUAUUGGGCUAUAGGUGCUCUGUGUAUUGUGUUUGCUAUGACGUCUGGUCAGAUGUGGAAUCACAUUAGAGGACCACCCUAUGCACACAGGAACCCACAAACUGGCCAAGUGAGCUACAUUCAUGGAAGCAGCCAAGCACAGUUUGUUGCAGAAACUCACAUAGUUAUUUUACUAAAUGCUGCAUAUGUUAUUGGUAUGAUACUUCUCAAUGAGAAAGCCUUUGAAGUGAAAGAACCUGGAAAAAGAAAGAUGAUGGUGAUGGGUGGUCUAGGGCUUAUAGUGGUCUUUUUUAGUCUUCUUCUGUCUGUUUUCCGUUCCAAGUAUCAUGGUUAUCCUUACAGCUUCCUUAUAAAAUAAACCAGUGUUUAUUUAUCAAGUGCUCAAGCAGUCAACAGGAUGUCCCAUCUGUAACCUUUGUUAUUAGUGACUGCUAAAUACUAAUAUUGUUACACCAGACAGCAUGAACCAUCUUGAAAACAAUGAAAAAUCAUUUCACUA
Messenger RNA from Actinia tenebrosa (Australian red waratah sea anemone), 1163 nucleotides. RefSeq names its product dolichyl-diphosphooligosaccharide--protein glycosyltransferase subunit TUSC3. The record is from RefSeq and is a predicted model, not a curated record. Lineage: Eukaryota; Metazoa; Cnidaria; Anthozoa; Actiniaria; Actiniidae. Gene Ontology annotation, cellular component: oligosaccharyltransferase complex.